GUUUUUAAUUAUAGUGACUGAUAAUGUAGUAGGAACGAAGUAUUUAAUACAAUACCAAGUUAUUUAUAGAAGUUUUUUUAGUUACAUCAAAUAAGCCAACUGUCAUAAGUCAAUAGGACCGAUUGAAAUCAUCUGAUUAUUUAGAAUAAAAUUUCAAUAAAUAAAAAAUCAGAACUUGAUUAAAAUCAGUAUUAAAUCUUGUGUUUAGCAGAACUGCAAAGGAUAUUAAUUAACUAACACUUGUGAACAUCAUAUACUUAAGGUAUCAACUCUUGCUCUGAUAUGUCUCGUGAUUAUGAAAGGAGAAAAAGAAGAAGCACUAGUAUUUCAACCAAACUUAGAAUGGACACAAACUCUUUACAUUCAAAAUCUCAUGGAGAAAGUUCCGGAAAACGUAAAGAGUUUGAUAAUGUUAUGAAAAAAGCUCGAGAGUCUCAAUCAAACUAUUGGAACAAAAAACUUUUAGAAGUUGAAGAAAAAGAUCCCAACCGUUGGCGACAUAGUGGUUACAAGGAGAUGUACAUAGGUAGUGCCGCUAGUGGAGAUAACAGGAGUCAAAUUCGUAGUCCAAAGCAUCGUAGUUUUCGUCCUCGUAGCCCAAGACCUUGUAGUCCACGAAGUCCACACACUCCAAGGUCACGAAAUUUAAGAAAUAGAUAUUCCCGUAGUCCCCGAAGAAAAAGUCCCCGAGUUGUUAGUAGUACUAAUACUGCUCGGCCUAGAAGUCCAUUGCUGAAAAGAUCGUACUCUCCACGGUCUCGAAGUCCUAAAAUACGAAAAUCUAAUUCGCCACGACUUAAAAGCCCUAGAAUUAUUCAUGAUCGAUCUCACAAUACCCAUGUUAGACGAGCUAAAAGUCCGAGUUCUGGAAGCUCAUGCUCAGAUCGAUCGUGCUCAGUCUGUUCUCCUAAGGAACGACGGAGGCAAUCAAAUAUAUUACGUUCUCGAUCAAGAUCAACUUCAUCUGUGCUACCAAGAUCUCAUAUGAAGGAUGUCACUCCAAAUGCAAAAAUUAUUUCAUCUAAAGCCGAUAUUACAAACUCUUUGUCUGCACGAAGUCCUGCUUUAAAAGAAGCCAUAUUGCAUCAAACAAAAGAUUUAAGAAUAGGAAAAAGAGAUAAACAUCGACGUAAACUUACUAAUGAUCCUCGGAUACCGGAACCUAUACAUAUGAUAAAUAAGCAUAUUAAAGUUGAGAAGGUACAUCCAAGUCAUCCAGACAUGACAGUCAUUCAUCCACCUGCAGAAUCUUCCGCAAGUGAUGAUAGUGACAGCUCUUCUACUGCCUCUCACGCACCCCCUCCAAGAAUGACUCUAUCUGAAAGGUUUGGAAAAAUGGCUCAAUGGAGCGUUGAUCGCCGAGAUAUGGAGAAUAUGCGUAUUACAAAAGUUGGCAACAAUACGAUGAAAGUAGUUAUUGAAGGUCAUGAGAGAAUAGCAAGAUUAGGUUAUGAUUCACCACCGCCUGGGCAUUAUCCGGAAUCAUUAUUAACACAGGGUCCAAGAGGUCUAGAAUGUUGGGAUGAUGUUCGGGUCAGGUAUGAUUAUUAUAAAUCCAGAGGGUACCUUCGAGAUCUUUCCCUUGAUGAUUAUAUCAAAUGGGAAGAAUGGUGGUAUAAGUAUCAAGAAUGGUUAGAAGCGGAACGUUAUUACGAACAGUGGGCAGCACAAGCUUCAAAUCGUCCUGCAGGAGGAGUAAAUAGAAAAAGACGAAGAAGAAAUAAUGCUGCACAUUAAUUUUUGUAAAACUUUUCCAUUUUCACUAAUCAUUUAUUAGGGAUUUUUUUUCUUGUAUAUUUUUUAUCUCAUGUCCCAAUAAUACUAUAUAAAUAUAUGUAUAUUAUUUCACUUAUUUUUAGAGAAAAAUAUAUCCAAGUAUGUACAUGUUUUAAUUUUACUGGCAUAACUGCUCAAAAAUUUAACUUCUAGAUAAUAAAAUUUUUAAUAAA
Messenger RNA from Copidosoma floridanum, 1949 nucleotides. RefSeq lists its product as uncharacterized. NCBI's taxonomy places the organism in Eukaryota, Metazoa, Arthropoda, Insecta, Hymenoptera, Encyrtidae. The record is from RefSeq and is a predicted model, not a curated record.